UCGGUCAUGGGUGCCGCGGGAGCCGUGCUAGCCCGGAGGGGGAGGGGGGAGAUGUGAGGGUGUCCUCUCUCACCCCCACCCCCACCCCCGGUAUUUUCUUUGCAAAGGGUGCUUUCCCUCUCCUGCCGAUCAAACCCUCACCACCUCUGCUUUGAUAAGCAGCUUGAUUUCCUCUCUGCACCGGGCAGCGAAAGAUUUUUUAUUUUUAUUUUUUUGCCAUUUCUCUCUCCCUCCCCCGUGAGGGUGGGGCGUCCCAGGAAAAGUGAGGUGUCUCUCUUUCUCUCUCUUCUCCCUCCCUCAUUCUCCCCCCCUCCAUCACUACUCUUUUGCCCCGUUUCACCAGCUAUCACCUCUUCCUUAUUAAGACCUCUGAAUGUGCGUUUCUCUAGAGUUACAAGCAUCCACCAGUCCUCUCCAGCCCGGGAAGAAUUUAAUCCUCGAAGUCAGCCACCAACUAACCCCAGCUGAAGAUAAAGAGGGUGGGGGCUGCACAAAAAGGACACGAUUACCCUCCCCCCCCUUCUUAGCCCCUUUUUCAUCGGGGGACGGCGCCAGCUGGGACCAAAACACGAGCUUGCUUCCCCUUAAGAUGCCAACCCCAUUGAUGAAAGCACCCGAGAGAUGAUCAAACGCUGAAAGGACGGAAGAUUGCACUAUUUUGACCACCUUCGACUUCCAUAAAUACAUUUUUUUAAAAAAACAAACUUGGUGGGACCUUUAAAAAAAAAGCGCCCACUCUUCCUUGCCCCCACUUCGCUUCCGUUGGCAUCAAUCCGCUCCUCCGCCCUGACCAAUUUCGUUUGGGUGAUGGAUGAAUUCCAUCCUUUCAUUGAGGCCCUCCUCCCUCAUGUUCGGGCCUUCGCCUACACCUGGUUCAACCUCCAAGCCCGGAAGCGCAAGUACUUCAAGAAACACGAGAAACGGAUGACGAAAGACGAGGAGCGAGCUGUCAAAGACGAGCUGCUCAAUGAGAAGCCAGAAGUGAAGCAGAAGUGGGCUUCGCGCUUGCUGGCCAAGCUGCGCAAGGACAUCCGGCCCGAAUACCGGGAGGACUUUGUGCUCUCCAUCACGGGGAAGAAGCCCUCAUGCUGCGUCCUCUCCAACCCUGAUCAGAAGGGAAAAAUGCGUCGAAUCGACUGUCUCCGCCAGGCUGACAAAGUCUGGCGUCUCGACCUCGUCAUGGUGAUCCUCUUCAAAGGAAUCCCCCUGGAGAGCACCGAUGGGGAACGCCUUGUGAAGGCCGCACAGUGCACCAACCCUGUCCUCUGUGUCCAGCCACACCACAUCAGUGUCUCGGUCAAGGAGCUUGACCUCUACCUGGCAUAUUUUGUCCGUGAGAGAGAUUCAGAUCAAAGCAGCAGUCCCAGGACGGGAAUCGGUUCUGACCAGGAGGAUAGUAAACCCAUAAUCACGCUGGAUGCAGCAGAUUACCAAGAGAAUUUUGUUACGUCAGGUGUAUUCAGUGUCACAGAACUUAUUCAAGUUUCCCGGACACCAGUGGUGACAGGCACAGGUCCAAAUUUCUCUUUGGGAGAGUUGCAAGGGCACUUAGCGUACGACCUGAAUCCCUCGAGUACAGGGAUGAGGCGGACGCUCCCCAGCACUUCCUCCAGUGGGAGUAAACGGCAUAAGUCAGGCUCCAUGGAGGAUGAUCUGGAUACCAGCCCUGGGGGCGAAUACUAUGCCUCCCCUAGCUCCCCCACAAGUAGCAGCCGCAACUGGACGGAGGACAUGGAAGGGAGCAUCUCUCCAACUGUGAAAAAGACAGAAAUGGACAAGUCUCCCUUCAACAGCCCAUCUCCGCAAGACACUUCACCCCGGCUGUUCACUCAGCAUCACCGUCCUGUCAUUGCCGUACACAGUGGUAUCUCUCGAAGUCCCCACCCCUCCUCUGCGCUGCACUUUCCCACCACCUCGAUCCUGCCCCAGGGGGCCUCCACCUACUUCCCGCACACAGCCAUAAGGUACCCGCCUCAUCUGAAUCCACAGGACCCUCUGAAAGACCUCGUCUCAUUGGCUUGUGACCCAUCCAAUCAACAACCGGGACCGUUAAAUGGAGGUGGUCAAGUGAAGGUACCCGGGCAUUACCUUUCUACCCAGAUGUUGGCGCCGCCACCCCCAGGUAUGCCCCGCCUGGCAAUCUCACCUGACACCAAAUCUACCACGACAACUUCCGAGGGAGGGACCACCUCGCCGACGUCUCCCACCUACUCCACCCCAGGCACACCCCCUGCGAACCGCUUCGUGGGAUUAGGACCACGGGAUCCUGGCAGCAUCUAUCAGGCACAGUCCUGGUAUCUAGGCUAGUUGCAGCUUCCAUCUGCAUCAUCAUCAUCAUCAUCAUCUUCUUCUUCCUUUCCUCCCCCGGGCUUUGGGCUUCCUUUGAGGAGAACAGUGCAGCCCUCCCACGCUUGGCCCAAACCUUGGGGGCAGCAUGGAGAGAGAGAGAGAGAGAAAGAAAGGAAAAAAAGAAAGAAAGAGCACGAAUUAACAUCAACAUCAUGAAGAGACAUCACAGAAGGACACAAGGAAGGGAAGGGGAAAAGCUCAAACUUCUUUUUAAAAGAUUAAAAAAAAACAAAAAAACAGAAAAAGACCCUGCUUUCCAGCCAUCCCGACUGCGACUUUCCUGAAAUGAGCAAAAUUCAAGCAGGCAGCUCUCCCAGGGGAGGCCUUUUGGCCAGAAGCACUACGCGCCUUUUGGAGGGCCUGGUUUUCCCCAUCCUUCCUGCCAGUCCCUGGCCAGCUGGAAUUCCUGUCUGUCUCAUGCUCAAAAGGGAUGUAUAUGCAAAAGUUUCUGAUUAUCUUCUCCAUCUCUUGUGAGUAAAAAAUAAUAAUAAUAAUCUGGCCUGCUGCAGAACCCUCCCUUCUUCUUUUUUUUCUACGCUCAACACCCUCCCUGCUUCUCCUCCUUUGGGAAUGGGGUCAGCGUGACCAAGAGACUGCACUACAAGCCAUCUAGACUGGUCAAGCAGCUGAAGACGGGCCAAGGUCAAGAUGCAACGUGAGCUAAUUUCCCCCUUCAAGAGAAAGAGAGAGAGAGAGAGGGAGGAAAAAGUUCAAAUGCUGAGCACCUUUUUUCAGUGUAUCGAAUUUGUCCUCCUCUCCCCCCCACCCCGGAAAUCUCUGUGUUGCUUUCAGAUGGGGGCUUGCUGGUCUCCAGCACUUACUGACGGUGGUGUGAGCAGGACUUCUCUGGUGGAGAAGAAGGGGACACGUGGCUUGUUUUCUGCACUCCUCUCCCAGAAUGCUUUGCGCUUUAAUGUCAAAAGACAUCCCCCCCUUUUUUUUUGAAUGGGUUUGAGUGCCAAUGGUGUGGGGCGGGGAAAGGGAAGGAGGCGGGUUGGUUUGACGGAGUCUGUUAUUGUGGGAGAAGGGAACAGAUGCAAGCCACUUAAAUUUAACUUUGUUGUCGACUUAGUGCAAUCCUGAACCAGAUGGUUUGGAAUGGUGGCGGGUUUUGAUUUUUGUCUGGGGGCGGGGAGACAUUGGAACUCGGCUGUGAAUGUUGAAACCACGCAUGUGUCGUUGGGUUGGGCUGGAAUGAACUCUGGGGGGAAGGGGGGGCAUUUCUUCAAGGGUGGGGUGAGGAAAGAAUUUGCUACUACACUGUGUUUCAACAGCAACCCCCAACUCCCCUUGCUGCAACUCUGCCAUGACCAUAGGUCUGUCUAACCCUUGCCUUAAAGUUGGACCAAGGCUGAGAGAUGGGCUCUUUCUCCUCAGCCUGUAUGGACUUUUGUCAGCCUGUUCUCUUAUGGGAAGGAAUUGCUCUUGGAGGUGGAGUGGGGACAUGCAGGUUCUCUUCAAGGUGGCUUCCGCCCAGCUUUAACAUCCUUUCUUCAAAAAGCGGGCAGCCAGUCCGAUGAACACCAGCAGGGACAUGUGCGACUUGUUGAAUCUCUGAUUUGGGGGGGGGGGGACAGGAAGACAUUGAGUGGGAGGGAGGGUGUCAGUGGAUCAGCAGGGCUUCGCUUUCUCUCUCCCUCCUGAGCUUCCAACUUUGUGUACAAAGAGCUAUGCAUGCCCUUGUAGACCAGCUUCGAGAUGAUUUUGAUGACUGCUAAUAUGGAUUGCACAUUUUUUUUGGUAAGAAAUGCACUUUUGAAGAGGAGGGAGAGGAGAAAAGCAACAGGAGAGUGGAGGGAUAAGGAAGGUAAAUCUAGAGUGUAUCUGUAAUUUGUGUGGAGAGGAUCAGCGUCCAAUCCACUGUGACGGGAUGGUGCAAAGUGGGGCCUUACGCAGACACCUUUCAGAACGUGAGGAAAUAAAAAACACAGAUUCGGUAGGAGCAGAGAAGGGGAGAUGCCCCUUUCCACCAUUGCCCCUUCAUAGAGAACUCUAUCUCUUCUUGCCCCUACCCCACCAGAAUGCAAGCCCCAAGGUGGAGCCUAGAAGCCAUCUAGGACUGGUUCAAGUGCCUACAUUUUAAUGCUCCAGUCCUUUUGCUGAGUUAUAGAAAGCGGCAUUUGUAAUGGAGACUCUCCCCCCCUCCCCCGGGGCAGGGGCAGGCUGAGCAACGGCACUCCAUCCAAUUCACUUUGAAACGAAACCCACCCAUCCCCAUCCUUCCUUCCUAGCAGACACCAAAGCUUUACAGGCCACGGAUCAGACUUCCUUGAAUUCAGCCAAGAUUGGGGUGCCAGAGAGUGGCUCCAAGUCCUUUGUGAGAGCCAGGUGGACAGCUGAUGAACUGGUCAAUCCAUGUUGGCUUCCGGACAAUCUUCCUCCGAAGGCUGGUGCCAUCCGCCAUGAUUCUAAAAGCAUUUGUAAUGUUUCCUCCUCCGUGUGCCAAACUGUCAAGAUUUCAGAGGAAUCUCAUUGAGGCAAAGGAAUCUAUCCCAGAUGACAUCCUGGAGUGAAUUUGAAUUGGAAAGCAGAAUGAGAUCAAUGAGUUGCAAGGGACAGUUCAUCGGAAAACCCAAGAAAACAUCAGUAUCUUCACAUGAGAUGCUUCAGCCACAGACAAAUGGAUUUGUAGAGCUAACCUAGCCAUACCUUGGCCUAAGUCACAGGGGUGAAAAACUAUGGCCCAUUUAUGACUUGUGGACUUCAACUCCCAGAAUUCCUGAGCCAGCCAUGCUGGUUCAGGAAUUCUGGGAGUUGAAGUCCACAAGUCAUAAAGAGGCUAUAGUUCCCCACCUCUGGCCUAAGUCAGUGGCCAACGUUUACUCCUUAGAAAAUGGUGAGAACUUAGUAUAUAUCACUAAUGGAGUGACUAUCCAGCAGACUUCAAUUAGUUAAAUGAUGGUUCUUUUUUUCCAGGGAAUUUGCAGGAAUUGUAGUCCUCUGAGGGAUUUUUAAUGGAAUUCUUCUCCCCUCGUACUACAUGUCCCAGGAUUCUUUGAGAGAGUAUUCACAUCUUUGUUUUUAGUUACCUUUGUACUGUGUCUAUGAGAAAAGAAGAAAACAUUUCAAUCUUCUCCAGGAUGGAAAGAUGACAAAAAUUUGGACAACCAACACUAAUCUUCAGUUCUUUGCACCUUGAUACAUUUCUCUGAACUUCCAAGAGAAAUGCAUAUCCUAUUCCAUGUAUGUGAACAAAUAUUCCCAAUAUACAAGUAUAAAUUUCUUUCCUAACUUUCAGAGUGAACCUGUUGCCGUGUACAAAGGACAUCUAGGAUCGGAUGACUUUUAUUUUUAUUUUUUUUAUUUUUUUCUGGUAUGGGAGAAGUAGUUUUUUCUUCUUCUUCUGUGUCCCAACAGGCUCAAGAUGUUCCAGAUUUUUCCAAUGAUGUCCAGAGGAACACAUGUAAUUGAUUUAAAAAAAAAAAAACAGAAGAAACUAUAGCACCCCCUUCCUCUUUUACUGUAGCAUUUGCCCUGGGUUUUGGCAGAAACCAACGACUCCUACGGCUUUAUAGGCCUCUCUCAGGUGAAUUUCUGUUCCAGAAACUUCCGUCUUCAGUACAGCAUUGUAGUCGAAAAGCUCCAGCCUCUGUGCUCUCCUGUCUCCUUCGUGCGUCGUAACCUUUAUGCAGUUUGGCUCCAGUGCCGACUUGGUACCCAUCUGGGCCUUGCGUUCGCAUCUGUAAAAUUUCCUUCUGACCUGCUCCCUUGGACUAAGGAUAGCGAAAGACUUUUCGAGGUACCCCUCCCCCUUGAACCUGGCAUCACUAGUUUCCAGCGGCAUUUGUUUACAUCUCUGCACCUUUAUAAUAAACGAUGAUGCCAUGUUUCAACCCAUAAGCGGGAACUGGGCAGAAGAAAUGAAUACCCAUUGCAGGCCCUCUAUCUGAGGAAGCCCUCGUCAGAUGUCUCCGAGCUAGGACUGUAUCACGGAGACAGUGAGGGGCUUCGUAAGGGAAGCUGAUCAGGUUUUUUUUUUUUAAAGUGAAACUAAAAGAAGAAAAAAAUCUGCAAUUGAUGAAGAGGCAAUGUUCUAAGGAAAAAAAAGAAAGAUUUAACCCUUACAAUAUAGAAUGCAUGGUGCUUUUAAACAGGAAUUCAUGUGACCUAGCUCAACCAAUCAGCUGGCUGAGAAUGUGCAUGGCAAUUAUACAUAAAGGCUCUUUCCCUCCACCCCCGACCCCCUCUCUUCCCCUUCUUUUUCCCUUUAGUCCACAUCUAUGAUGAGGGACAAAAGUAAGAGAAAAGAAAAGAAAAAAAUAUUACAUUUUUUCCUAAUUUGCACGAGACAAAGAAAAUACGUUUUAUACCACAUAAUGUGCCUUGCCUUCUUAAAAAAAAAAAAA
Crotalus tigris (Tiger rattlesnake) is the source of this 6695-nucleotide messenger RNA. It is a transcript of the gene NFIC, whose product is annotated as nuclear factor I C. NCBI's taxonomy places the organism in Eukaryota, Metazoa, Chordata, Lepidosauria, Squamata, Viperidae. The record is from RefSeq and is a predicted model, not a curated record. Bases 808 to 2307 code for a protein of 499 amino acids. The transcript has 11 exons. Gene Ontology annotation, cellular component: nucleus. Gene Ontology annotation, molecular function: RNA polymerase II cis-regulatory region sequence-specific DNA binding; DNA-binding transcription factor activity, RNA polymerase II-specific. Gene Ontology annotation, biological process: regulation of transcription by RNA polymerase II.